Ogataea philodendri is the source of this 936-nucleotide messenger RNA. RefSeq lists its product as uncharacterized. The record is from RefSeq and is a predicted model, not a curated record. Bases 1 to 936 code for a protein of 311 amino acids. Gene Ontology annotation, cellular component: chromosome, centromeric region; nucleus. NCBI's taxonomy places the organism in Eukaryota, Fungi, Ascomycota, Pichiomycetes, Pichiales, Pichiaceae. Gene Ontology annotation, biological process: mitotic cell cycle; mitotic sister chromatid segregation; kinetochore assembly. The transcript has a single exon.
AUGAGUAAUGGGUCCCCAGAGAUGUUGGCCUCGCAGCUGCUGACGGAGCAUUUGGGGUUUCAGCCCAUCUCUGUGAUUGAUGAUAUAAUCAACGUGAUCAACGAGAUCAUGUACCGAUGUACGGAACAGCUUGAGUUGGCGUUGAUUCAGAAGAAGUUUGACAAAGAGGAAGAGCUGAGGAAACAGCAGGAACAGCGAUUACAGAUCCGUGACGAUGACGAUGACGUGAUAGUCAGUGAGGAGGAGCUUUCGCAGGCCAAGUUGGGAGUCGAGUACACCGUCGAUGGUGUGCAGAAGGGUACUGCCACGCUCGAAUCGUUGUUGGAACACGUUAUUAACAAGAACUUUGACAAGUUUGAGGUGUAUGCAAUGAGAAACAUACUGAACAUCCCCGAGGAUCUGGUAAGUGGUGGAUAUAUCCGAUUGAAGCACCACGAGGGCAUGGAGAUACGCAAGAACGUGAUGAAGGAUGCCAAGAAGCUCGGGACCGAGUACGAGCGGCUGUUGCGCGAAGUUGAGGCAGAGAUUCGCAUCAACAAGGCUCUGAACGAGAUUCUGAGCAAGUUCUCACAAUUGUUGGAGUACUCAAGACGACUCAAGUCAGAGAUUUCAUUUAUCGAUCUCAAAUCAGAGCAGUACGUGGUAGGCGAUCUGGCUCUUCUUCUGGAGAAGCUCGUUCCUCUAAAAGAGACGUACAAGUUUCUGAUCAACGAGGUGAGCUAUGUGUACGACAAAGUGCAGGCGAUGAGGAGCGUUUUGGACGACUCCUUGUUGAGCUCAAUUGACCACAGCGAGGAAGAUAAGUACCUGAACGGCCGCAUCUCGAGAAUCAUGCGCGAUCUCGGGUUUGAAGACGCUGAUGGCACGAGUGAUACUCCCCAGGUCCGAGUUGAACUUGUUCAAAAGCUUAACAGUGCGUUGGAUAAACCAAUUUAA